Molecule: messenger RNA, 3474 nt
Organism: Closterium sp. Yama58-4
Lineage: Eukaryota; Viridiplantae; Streptophyta; Zygnematophyceae; Desmidiales; Closteriaceae
Source: the annotation of a GenBank genome assembly
AUGCUGACCUGGCAGCGUACGGCCGCUCCGGAGCCGGCGGGUGCGCUGUUUGUGCUGAACGACGUGUUUCUGGAUGGCGAGGGGCGCGUGUUUAACGCGACGCACCGCUUCGACGUGUCAGGAUGCGCCACGUCAUCAUCACAGACGGUGUAUGGAGUGGAUACACACGUGUCUCGCCAGGAGACUGUACUGAAUCUUCUUUUACCGGGUCAUUUCAUGGAGAGGCGUCCCCUGUACGAUCAGAUCCUCAUGGUGCUGCCGCCCCUACUGCCGCUGCAGCACGUGCUGCCGUCCCUGCGCCAAGCCAAAGUCGUCACUCACGCCAAGAAGCUGCUCCAGCUGCUGAUUUCCCAGCUACUGGGACUCCCUCUAGCGAAGCACUCCUUUCUUUCCACCACCGAUGCCAGCACCACCACCACCAGCAAGUACCUGUGGCACGUGAAAACCCUCUACCAACCAGUCAUACCGCACUGCACCAAUCCCGACCUCCCGCUCUGGAAGCACUUCCGCCGGCGCUUCCUCCUCCCCACCCCUCCCCCUCCAGACCCCUCAGCCGAUUCCACCACUCCCACUCCCGCCCUCUCCUCCUCCUCCUCCGCACGCUCUCUCACUGAGGAAAACCCCUCUUCUGCUCUCACUGAGGAAAACCCCUCUUCUGCUCUCAGUGACCCGGCAUCUCCUUUAGAGCUGGUGCCCAAGGUGCCGCCUGGGUUCCUGGAUGGGGCUCGAUCUGUGUUCCCGUCGCUGCCUGCUCUGCCAGUGGAGGGAUACGCGCAGGGAGGGGACCUGCACGGGUCGUGGGUGCCCAUAGGCUGGCAGCUGGUGCCCAAGGUGCCGCCUGGGUUCCUGGAUGGGGCUCGAUCUGUGUUCCCGUCGCUGCCUGCUCUGCCAGUGGAGGGAUACGCGCAGGGAGGGGACCUGCACGGGUCGUGGGUGCCCAUAGGCUGGCAGGUGCCGCCUGGGUUCCUGGAUGGGGCUCGAUCUGUGUUCCCGUCGCUGCCUGCUCUGCCAGUGGAGGGAUACGCGCAGGGAGGGGACCUGCACGGGUCGUGGGUGCCCAUAGGCUGGCAGCUGGUGCCCAAGGUGCCGCCUGGGUUCCUGGAUGGGGCUCGAUCUGUGUUCCCGUCGCUGCCUGCUCUGCCAGUGGAGGGAUACGCGCAGGGAGGGGACCUGCACGGGUCGUGGGUGCCCAUAGGCUGGCUGGUGCCGCCUGGGUUCCUGGAUGGGGCUCGAUCUGUGUUCCCGUCGCUGCCUGCUCUGCCAGUGGAGGGAUACGCGCAGGGAGGGGACCUGCACGGGUCGUGGGUGCCCAUAGGCUGGCAGCUGGUGCCCAAGGUGCCGCCUGGGUUCCUGGAUGGGGCUCGAUCUGUGUUCCCGUCGCUGCCUGCUCUGCCAGUGGAGGGAUACGCGCAGGGAGGGGACCUGCACGGGUCGUGGGUGCCCAUAGGCUGGCAGCUGGUGCCCAAGGUGCCGCCUGGGUUCCUGGAUGGGGCUCGAUCUGUGUUCCCGUCGCUGCCUGCUCUGCCAGUGGAGGGAUACGCGCAGGGAGGGGACCUGCACGGGUCGUGGGUGCCCAUAGGCUGGCAGCUGGUGCCCAAGGUGCCGCCUGGGUUCCUGGAUGGGGCUCGAUCUGUGUUCCCGUCGCUGCCUGCUCUGCCAGUGGAGGGAUACGCGCAGGGAGGGGACCUGCACGGGUCGUGGGUGCCCAUAGGCUGGCAGGUGGUGGUGGCACACGACUCAAUGCGGUGCACCAGGACAUUGGGGCAGGUGGAGGAGCUGCUGCACCGGUACUUCCCUCCUGACAGAAUCGUCGUCUUCUCCUCCAGCAGAAAGAUCAUGGAAGGAAAACACCUUUUCAACCGAGCUGCACUCUUCAUAACCUGUCUCGGCCUCGCCAUAACCAACACCAUGUUCAUGCCGCCCCGGGCGGCAGUUCUCGACCUGCGCCCGCCCAUCCCCGCCUCCCACACCACCCGCUACACCCUCCUAUCCCGCUCCUUCGCCUCGGCCAACGACGUCCGCUCUUUCGUCCUUAUCUGCCAGCCGGGCAGCGACAGCGAUGACGUGGCGGCGGGAUCCGGCCAAUUGGAGUGCAACACGCGGGAGAUAGACGAUGUUAUUGAUCGCAUUGCUCACGAUAUCUACACCUCACCUGCUGCUGUAGCCGCUGCUAUGUCCCCUACCCGCGACGCCGAAGCUGCUGCCGAAGCUCUCGCAGACGCCGAAGCAAACGGCCGGUCGCUUCUUCGGCCGACGGACCUGAUUCGAGGCUCGGUGCUUCGGAGCCCGCUGCAGGUUCAGAAGUUCCGAUCCUGGAUGAAGUGUGUAGGUCAGGAGGGCAGGUGGGUAUACGACCCGAAACCCCACCGUUUACCCUGGUGGUUCAUGGGGAAACCCUACCAAUGCGACUCACCUAUGAGCGGUCGGCACCACGGGAAAUCUAUGGAAGAAGCCGAUGCGAUCGCGGAUGCAAAAGGGGAUCCCGAGGAGUGGACUGUUAGGGAGUCUUUGAAGUAUAAAUGGGGUGUGCCGGCUAAUGCGUGCCCGAAGGUGCCGGUGCGAUCGUGGGAGGUGGAGGAGGAGGACGAGGAGGAGGCGACAGGGGGGAGGAGGUUUCGCGGUGGGGAUGGGCGGGCGGUGAUGCGGAUGACGAUGCGAUUCUCCCACUCCAGCUGGAUGAAAUUCUCCUCGGCGAAAUUCUGCGAGAGAGUGGGGCGAGGGAGGCUGUUUCUCUUCCUGGGAGACUCUCUGAACGAGCAGUUUUCAGAGGCGUUUCUCAACAACCUCGUGGUGAAUCUCCCGAAACCGGUUUCCGAGGAGCAUUUGAGAAUGGAGAUCCCGAGGUAUUGCUCCGAUUGGCACAACGAUUCGUCGGUCCGGCACGCUUUUUGCAAGUUUUAUUCGGUCAGCGACGACGUCUGCCCGGGGCUCCGGGCAGCUUACGUGCGAACUGAUCAGCUGACCCUAGCGAAUCCUCGCCUGUUUGAUCGACAGCCUUGGUCCCGAAUGGAAGUUAUUCGUGAAGCUGACGUUAUAAUAAUCAAUCGCGGCCCGCACUAUGAAGAGGAUGAGCUGUACGCACCGGUUCUCGAACGUGCCCUUAUGUACCUCCGAAGCCGCUUUCCGGAAAAGCUCAUUAUCUGGCGAAACACGCCGCCCGGUCACGCCAACUGCUCCGGUCAGAAAACCCCGUUGAAGAAACGGCAAGAUCCGGGCAUUCUGCCGUAUAACUGGGAUAAAUUCGCGCGUCAGAACAAGCUUGCGGAGGUGAUUGUAAAGAGGUACGGGGCGGCUUAUAUGGAUGUGGAUUCGAUGACUGCGCUGCGAGCGGAUGGGCAUAAGGAGUUUGUACCAGCGGUUAACAAGGUGGACUGCUUGCAUUACUGUCACCCAGGACCGCUGGAUGGAUGGGUGGAGCAUCUUUACAACACUCUGUCAUGGCUCAUGGCGCCGCCCCCUCCUGUGACAGCAUGA